Molecule: messenger RNA, 2002 nt
Organism: Vollenhovia emeryi
Lineage: Eukaryota; Metazoa; Arthropoda; Insecta; Hymenoptera; Formicidae
Product: palmitoyltransferase ZDHHC3
Exons: 7
Coding region: 569-1432 (287 amino acids)
Biological process (GO): protein targeting to membrane; peptidyl-L-cysteine S-palmitoylation
Cellular component (GO): Golgi apparatus; endoplasmic reticulum
Molecular function (GO): protein-cysteine S-palmitoyltransferase activity
Source: RefSeq, a predicted model, not a curated record
UGUGGACAAAGUCAACCUUCGCUCUUAUCGAUUGUGCUCAAUACCGGCAGAUAGCGCUUCAUCCCGCGGCAGAUUGCGCACAUGGCUCUGAGCCACGAUAACGUGUGGUCUGAUGGGGCUGACUGGGCUGUCAGGCGGGGAAGGGAAGAGAAACAGAGGCGAGCUCGUCUCGUCGAUAAUGCAAGUUGACUCGAUUCUACGCGGUCUGACAUUCGUAUUCGCGAUUCUCAAACGAAUAUUCACGUAUUUAUGACUGCAUGCUACGGCAUUGUACCUGCACGCAUCUCGAGCUGCGCGCACCUCGUCGCUCGAUCACGCGACGUCUCGCGAGAGAUCGACAUCCACCGCGCCGGAGCGCCGCGGGCGCUCGCUGUGCACGCGUUUCGCGACGCUGCGAUGCAAAACAUUGUGACGACGGGGCACCGCGCGUUGUCGUUUUCCACGGACGCGUGUCACCACGCCGUGACAUGUGCGUAAUUGCGGAUUUUUGCGUGUACCGAGGAGGUGUCAAUGGUGAUCCUUAUGCCUUGUGAGGACUACGGCAGUUUAGUGAACAACAGUUUCAACGAUGGAUUAUGAGUACAUGCCCUUUCACAGGGAGAAAGACUUUCAUAAUAGAUGUUGCGGUGGGAAGCUCUGGUGUAUCAAGGAUAUAUGUGGCAUCAUAUGCGCAGUAUUAACAUGGUUACUAAUAAUCUACGCAGAGUUCGUAGUGAUGGCGGUGAUUCUUAUUCCUACGAUAAAUACGUUAUAUUCCAGCUUAAACAUGGCCAUUUUCCAAUCUCUAGCAUUCCUGGCCUUUGCGUCGCAUCUGAGAACCAUGUUUACAGAUCCGGGCGCAGUACCGAAAGGGAAUGCAACGAAGGAGAUGAUACAACAAAUGGGAUUUAGAGAUGGACAGGUUAUUUUUAAGUGUCCAAAAUGUUGUUCUAUUAAGCCUGACAGAGCUCAUCAUUGCUCGGUUUGCCAAAGAUGUAUCAGGAAAAUGGAUCACCAUUGUCCGUGGGUCAACAAUUGCGUGGGGGAAAAUAAUCAAAAAUACUUUGUACUUUUUACUUUUUAUAUAGCGGGCAUAUCACUGCAAUCCCUGUUUCUAUGUAUACAACAAUUUACCACGUGUGUCAGGCAAGAAUGGAGGGAAUGCUCCACGUUCAACCCACCGGCGACAGUGGUGCUACUGUUAUUUCUAGCGUUCGAGGCACUCUUAUUUGCCAUUUUUACUGCUGUGAUGUUAGGCACGCAAUUGCAAGCUAUUUGGAAUGACGAAACUGGUAUAGAACAACUUAAAAAGGAGGAGGCCAGAUGGGUACGUAAUAGCAGAUGGAAAUCGAUUCAAGCGGUCUUUGGUAGAUUUUCAAUAGCUUGGUUUUCCCCCUUUACCUCACCUCCUAACGCAAAGACGAAAUUAGAUUCUUAUCUGUAUUCCGUUUGAAUUAUAUUUUGAUACGUAUAACCAUGACUUACAUUAUAUACAUAUACAUAUAGAGGAAUAUUAAGUUAUAUAGAUACGACCGAUGUUCGAUUAGUAUACAUAGGCUUGCUCUCAAAGUUGAGACAUUUUAAAACUCUUCUUUUGAGCGAAGAGAAAUGAUACAAGAGAAUUUCUAAGAUUGUCCUAUAACGUAUGGAUAUAGGACAAUUUAAUUUAUAUUCAGAAUCUUGUACAAUCUUGCGUAAUCAAAUUUUAUACAUCGGUUUUCAAAUUUUUGUUUAUGAAAAAAAUAUAUUUUGUGAUAAUGAAAGUAUUGAAGGUUAAUGGUUUGCAAUAUUUAAGAUAAUUAUUAUAAUUAUUCAUACUUUUGUAAAGACUUUAUUUAUUAUUAUUAUAAUAUCAAUUUUCCAAUACAUAUAUCAGAGAGUUUUCAUAUAUAUAGUGUGUAUAGCUAAAUUCUUGCAAUUGUAAGAGAUAAGAUGAUAAUGAUAAGUGAGAACGAAUAUAGAAUAUAUAAAUAUAUAUAUAAUACAAAUAUAUUAUUUAUAUACUAUAAUAUUAUGUAAUACA